CCCCGCUCGCCCUCCGCCGGCCGGCUGGCGCGGCCAUGGAGGUCUACAUCCCGUCCUUUCGCUACGAGGAGAGCGACCUGGAGCGGGGAUACACGGUGUUUAAGAUAGAAGUACUAAUGAAUGGAAGAAAACAUUUUGUUGAAAAAAGGUACAGCGAAUUUCAUGCCUUGCACAAAAAGCUUAAGAAAUGUAUAAAAACUCCAGAAAUCCCUUCUAAACAUGUUAGGAACUGGGUCCCAAAAGUCUUGGAGCAACGACGACAAGGUUUGGAAACAUAUUUACAGGCUGUCAUUUUAGAAAAUGAAGAGCUCCCCAAGCUGUUCCUUGAUUUCCUAAAUGUGCGACACUUGCCCUCUCUACCAAAGGCAGAGAGUUGUGGAUCGUUUGAUGAGACAGAAUCUGAAGAAUCAAGCAAACUGUCCCACCAGCCGGUGCUACUGUUCCUCAGGGAUCCAUACGUCUUGCCUGCAGCCAGCGAUUUUCCAAAUGUGGUUAUUGAAGGAGUUCUCCACGGGAUAUUUUACCCUCAUCUGCAGCCCAGGUAGAAAUCCUACAUGGCUGGAAGGAGCUGAAGCAGGUCUCACGGAAAUCGAUACCUACCAAAUUAACCUAAACUCUAUGACAUAACAGCUCUAGCUAGUGGUAAAAUUCACAGUCCCAGCUUAAUUCAGGGCAGGGACAUUUCCAUUAGAAUGGUGCUUUUAAAAAUAGAAACUGAACCCCGGGCGGUGCUGAGGUUAAGGCCGAGCAUUUGAGAAGGAGAAGGUAGCUGCCAAUUUCGAACCUGGUGAGAAGGUUGUAGAAUGUCCCUGUGAGCACCGAGCAUAACAAAACGAAGGUACUCUCUGCUUUCGUUGCACCACUUCCUAACUGAACAUCUUAUCCUGAAACAUACAGAGACUCAUCUACUUUGGUAACUUUUUGUCGUUGUUGUUCAGAUGUCGUGACACACUAAUCUUUUCAUCGUGAGAUUUUCUCAGUCAGCGAUACGUGUAUUCUGAAGUGCCCGCACUAGGAGAGUAUCCCAGAAACAUGCUGUGCUAAAUGUGAGGAUGGAACUAAACUGGAAAUUAUAUUUCACUGUCAAUGUUAGGGCAUUUUUAAAAAACCACGUCAUUUCUAUUUACAUUGCAGUAGGGUUGCAUCUUACCUAGGAAUUAGCUUCUGGGGUCAGUACCUAAAAUAAAAUGGAACAUCGAGAUCAUCCUCGACUGCCCUUCAGAAAGGCGCCAUCAGUAAACUCUGUACAUCCAACACAUCCAGGUUUUCUGCCAAUGUUGGAAGAAAUGACUGUUUCUUCUGUUGAAGACCAAUGGGAGUUGGUGUUUGUUUGGGACACUUUUGUAUAAAACCACAUACCUUUCCACACUAGAAUCGUACUUAGCCCUGGAAGAUGCUUGCUUUCCGAGAGACAGAUGUGAACUGACUUGCCUGAGGAGACACCAGAGUGACAAGCCUCAUUUUGAUUUCCUCACGGUUCUUCAGCACUCAUCGAGGUUUACUCGUUCAUUAAAUGAGUAGAAUUGCCACCGGAUUAAUUGUUAUUUUCCUUAUCGUUUCCUUGUUACCUCCUCUAUGGAAUUUAUGUAAGUUAAAUGUGUGUAUCAUCUAACGCCACUCUACAUCUCACACAAGUUCGUAUUUUGAGGAGUACGAGGAUAAAAACAUAUAUGCAAACAAUGUAUGUGCUCUAUUCAGGCAUUUCAUUGAAAACUCAUAGCUAGCCUAUUUAUGGUUAUUAAUUUUACUAAGCUGCUUUGUGGGAGAAAAAUAUUUGGAUUCAAGACCAAUAACUGAAUCAUGGUUUUUGGUUAGGAUAUAUGUGUGUGUGUGUAUAUAUAUAUAUAUAUAUACACAUAUAUAUAUAUAACGUAUAUAUAUAUAUAUAUGUUUCAAGCCUGCUGCAGACUUUUAGAGAUACGUUUAUGAUAGCUAUGUGACUUCAUGCUGGAAACACGCAAGGACUAAAUAAUCAAGUGUCAAGAACCGAAAAUAACUGAAUGCUCAAGUGUUGGGAGAUAUUUUUUAAAUGUUUCAUUGUUAGCUAUUUUGAGUUAAAUAAAAACAGAGAUGAAGAAAUA
This is a messenger RNA of Lynx canadensis (Canada lynx), 2081 nucleotides long. RefSeq names its product sorting nexin 24 (gene SNX24). The record is from RefSeq and is a predicted model, not a curated record. NCBI's taxonomy places the organism in Eukaryota, Metazoa, Chordata, Mammalia, Carnivora, Felidae. Gene Ontology annotation, molecular function: phosphatidylinositol phosphate binding. The transcript is spliced from 7 exons. Bases 36 to 545 code for a protein of 169 amino acids.